UCAACAUUAUUCCAUUGAAUCCUGACUGGAUCACACCAAUUACUAUACGCUUCCUUUCUCUGUUGUCGAGAAUGAAGAAUGACGCAUUCGAAGAUGAAAACGAACAGCAACAAACCUUCGAACCCUUUGAUUGCUGUGUUUGUCUGGAUCUAUUAUACAAGCCUAUUGUGCUAUCUUGUGGUCACAUAUCCUGUUUCUGGUGUGUCCACAAAUCAAUGAGUGGUUUGCAUGAGUCCCAUUGCCCAAUUUGUAGGCAUCCGUACUAUCACUUUCCAACUAUCUGUCAAAUGCUUCACUUUUUGCUUCUUAAGAUCUAUCCUGAUGCUUACAGGAGGAGAGAAAACCAGACACUUGAGGAAGAAGAGAAAAUGGGCUGCUUCUCUCCUCAAUUUGAUGCUUAUACAUGUGGAUCAAAAGUUGCUUUUGAUCACCUUGGGAGAUCACCGUGCUGCACUAUUAAAAGUCCAGUUUCCAACUCAUGCAACCUAGAAUCCUUUGAAUGUAUGGAGCAAUCAGGGUCUACUACAACACAUAAAAGAGAUGAAUGUACAGCCGUAUAUCCUGUGCAUGCUUCUACCAGAAUACCUGAAGUUGUUGGGACUCCUGAUGAAGGAAAAAAACUACCUCAGAAUGAGCACAAUCAGCAACAGAAAAUAUUAAUUGCAGAUGUUACAUGUACAAUGUGCAAUCAGCUUCUCUUUCAUCCUGUUGUUCUUAAUUGUGGUCACGUUUGCUGUGAGACUUGUUUGAUCAACAUAGCUGAAGUGAUCCUUAAAUGCCAAGUUUGUAAAAGUCCACAUCCAAGAGGUUCACCAAAAGUUUGUUUGGCACUUGAUCACUUUUUGGAGGAGCAAUUUCCAGAUGAAUAUGCACAGCGAAGGAAUGCAAUGCAACUUAACCGAAUCAAAGUUGAACUUGAGACCACAUCUUGUUCAUUGCAUAAUAAUCAACAAGAAAAGAUGGCAUGGCGGUCUGACUCCAGAUUGAAAAUUCAUAUUGGAGUUGGUUGUGAUUUUUGUGGGAUGUAUCCAAUAAUGGGGGAUAGAUAUAGAUGCCUUGACUGCAAGGAGGAGAUUGGUUUUGAUAUCUGCAAUGAUUGCUAUAAGAAUCCCCCAAAGCGUCCUGGUCGAUUUAAUCAGCAGCACACCCCUGAACACAAGUUCGAGCUUAUACGACCAAAUUUGAUAGUUAGGGAACAGUUGAUUGAUCAAGAGCGGCCAGAAAAUUUUGUAAACAGAGCCGAUGAUUCUGCUUUGUCAGAUGAUGAAGAUGACCAAAAUGACUCUGAAGCCACCAAUUGAAAAACUGAAAUUUCAAAGUCCCAUUAUCUUUAUGGGGUUACUUCAUGGUAACAUGACAGGAUCCAAUGAUUCUUGUGAGUUUGCAAUCCAGAUGAGUUGGGAAUUCUCAAAUCCUCGAGGCCCAAGUGAAUUUUAUAACUCAGGCAAAUGGGUAUUUAUUUUGAUAUCCAAAUUGUAACUGAACUAGUGGGUAGACCAUGCAAUGCAUGGACAAUAGAAUUCUAUUAAUGUUUGAUUUACUUGAAAAUAUUUAUAAUUUAUAAAUAUUAAAUAAAUUAUUUAAAUAUCUA
Messenger RNA from Cajanus cajan (pigeon pea), 1591 nucleotides. Its product is annotated as E3 ubiquitin-protein ligase PRT1. The record is from RefSeq and is a predicted model, not a curated record. Lineage: Eukaryota; Viridiplantae; Streptophyta; Magnoliopsida; Fabales; Fabaceae. Gene Ontology annotation, biological process: proteasome-mediated ubiquitin-dependent protein catabolic process. Gene Ontology annotation, molecular function: ubiquitin protein ligase activity; zinc ion binding.